UCCAUCAGCAUGUCGCUCACCAGCAGCGUCGCUUAGGCUUCCUGUUAGACUCCCCCUGCAGAAAAGCAGAAAGGCCUGUGAUUCAAAUCCUGAAUAAAGAACCGAGCGUAGAAUCGACAUGACUGCAUUGACGGCUGCCGGAAGGCCGUGUGGCCAUGUGGAUGCCCAUGUGUACCGGAAGGCCGUGUGUACCAGAAGGCCAUGUGUACCAGAAGGCCAUGUGUACCAGAAGGCCAUGUGUACCAGAAGGUCAUGUGGCCAUGUGGACGCCCAUGUGUACCAGAAGGUCAUGUGGCCAUGUGGACGCCCAUGUGUACCAGAAGGUCAUGUGGCCAUGUGGACGCCCAUGUGUACCAGAAGGCCAUGUGGCCAUGUGAACGCCCAUGUGUACCGGAAGGCCAUGUGUACCAGAAGGCCAUGUGUACCAGAAGGUCAUGUGGCCAUGUGGACGCCCAUGUGUACCGGAAGGCCAUGUGUACCAGAAGGCCAUGUGUACCAGAAGGCCAUGUGGCCAUGUGGACGCCCAUGUGUACCGGAAGGCCAUGUGUACCAGAAGGCCAUGUGUACCAGAAGGCCAUGUGGCCAUGUGGACGCCCAUGUGUACCGGACGCCCAUGUGUACCAGAAGGUCAUGUGGCCAUGUGGAUGCCCAUGUGUACCGGAAGGCCAUGUGGACGCCCAUGUGUACCGGAAGGCCGUGUGUACCAGAAGGCCAUGUGUACCAGAAGGCCAUGUGUACCAGAAGGCCAUGUGUACCAGAAGGCCAUGUGUACCAGAAGGUCAUGUGGCCAUGUGGACGCCCAUGUGUACCAGAAGGUCAUGUGGCCAUGUGGACGCCCAUGUGUACCAGAAGGUCAUGUGGCCAUGUGGACGCCCAUGUGUACCAGAAGGCCAUGUGGCCAUGUGGACGCCCAUGUGUACCGGAAGGCCAUGUGUACCAGAAGGCCAUGUGUACCAGAAGGUCAUGUGGCCAUGUGGACGCCCAUGUGUACCGGAAGGCCAUGUGUACCAGAAGGCCAUGUGUACCAGAAGGCCAUGUGGCCAUGUGGACGCCCAUGUGUACCGGAAGGCCAUGUGUACCAGAAGGCCAUGUGUACCAGAAGGCCAUGUGGCCAUGUGGACGCCCAUGUGUACCGGACGCCCAUGUGUACCAGAAGGUCAUGUGGCCAUGUGGAUGCCCAUGUGUACCGGAAGGCCAUGUGGACGCCCAUGUGUACCGGAAGGCCAUGUGGACGCCCAUGUGUACCGGAAGGCCAUGUGGACGCCCAUGUGUACCGGAAGGCCAUGUGGUCUCCUAGCAUUUCGGCCAUGUAAAUCGCCGCUGCUGCUGUAUUAAUUCCAGGGUCAGGCCAGCUAUAUGGUCGCAAUGAUCCUAUUCAUUUAAAACGUAGUUUUAAAUCACACCUGUGAUAUCUGGUUGCAUUUGUCAAUUUGGCUUGUAAUGUAAACAGUGACUGCUCAGAAGCACUCACUGAUCCGGUGUGGACAUUUCAUCUGCUUUGCAUAAGGAGACAGCCAUAUUCCAGUGACCUGCAGUUUUAUGCAAACACAGGUACAGUUUGCAUGUAAAUGGCUGAAGGGUGAAGGGUGGCCCCACGGCGAUAUGAGAGGCCUGCAGCUUCACUGAAAAUGUCGUUCAUUUGGUCUCCCUUCCCUUAGCUCUAUGACUCUCGGUUCCUUCGGAAGGCACUUACUUAGAACUGCUCCGUGGGCCUGAGUGCAGUUCCUCUGGGCACUGGGGAUGCCAGAUAGUCAGUGCAUGCAGCAGGAGGGACAAAAGGUGCUCCUGCAAAUGCCGGCCUUGGUUGCAUACAGUAGAAACGUGCAUUGUCACUCUCUCUCUCUCUCUCUCUCUCUCUCUCUCUCUCUCUCUGUCC
Brienomyrus brachyistius is the source of this 1876-nucleotide messenger RNA. RefSeq names its product DBF4-type zinc finger-containing protein 2 homolog. Bases 119 to 1297 code for a protein of 392 amino acids. NCBI's taxonomy places the organism in Eukaryota, Metazoa, Chordata, Actinopteri, Osteoglossiformes, Mormyridae. The record is from RefSeq and is a predicted model, not a curated record. The transcript has 2 exons.